Molecule: messenger RNA, 2097 nt
Organism: Pieris rapae (cabbage white)
Lineage: Eukaryota; Metazoa; Arthropoda; Insecta; Lepidoptera; Pieridae
Product: protein starmaker-like
Exons: 3
Coding region: 1-2097 (698 amino acids)
Source: RefSeq, a predicted model, not a curated record
AUGAGACAGAGAACACAAGAGAUAGAGAUGAAAAAAAUAAUUGGUUAUAUCAGUAUAACGGAUGCAGUCGUAGUAAAAAACAAUUCCUUCACUAAACAAAAUAAUGUGACAGAAAAUAUUACAAGCAAUACUACUUCUGAAACUGUUACUCGAACACUCGAACAAAGUUACGAAAACUCAACAGAAACUAUAAAUAAAAAUGAGAUAAAAUCAAAUACUCAACUUGAUAAUGAUAACAUAACGAUUGGGAAAAUUAGCCCUAAACCUUCAAAAAUAACAAACAGCAAUAAGGAAGAAACCAAAAAGAUAUCAGGGCACUAUAAAAAUAAUUUAAGAAAAAGAAGGUCAACACCACUCGUUUACGAUUACAUAACCCAUCAUGGCCCAAAAAGUAAUGGAGAAUUGGAAAAUGAAGGUAUUGUACUAAAUUCGAGUUUAGCCGACUUUCUAAUAAAGACAUCCCAUGAUAGAUUGACACCUAGUGAUACAAUUGAAAUAAAUCAAGAUAAACAAUCACAAGAAGAGAAUCACUAUGAAAACGACAAUUUUAAGGAAAAAUCAUAUAAACCACACAAUAAGAAGAGUCAAGAAAUAGACGAAAGUAGUGAAAGUUCUAGUGUAUCAAGAGAAGAUGAAGAGAGUACAGAAAUAUCAAACCAGGGAAAAAAUUAUAAUGAUGAUUCUAGGGAAAAUAAGUACAAUGGUGAUGUACGAGACGAAAUACCGAAUUCAGAAAACUACAACAGUCGUGAAGUCAACAGAGGAUUAUUGAACAAGGAUAUAUCUUAUUUAAAUGCUGGCGAAACAAAUUCGAGAGAAGCGGGUGUUAUUGGUAAAGAAGAUAUUCGUUCAUCAGAAUCCAACAGUUCUGAAAGUGACGAAGAGAAAUCUUUUAAUUCAGAAGAAAACACAAGUGAACACCGUGAUAAAAUACAAUUUAAAGUACCCGUACAGAGUCACAGUAGUGCGGAAGGUACAAGUGAUAGUAAUGAAAGUAUAGAGUUAAAAAUACCCAUUGUACCAUCAGUGUCUACCAAUAGUUAUAGGAAUGAUAAUAAAAGCAAUGGAAAAAAUGGAUUUAAUAGUGAGAGUAACGAAAGUGAAGAAAACACUGAUCUAAUACCAAAGGUAAGUAAAUAUAACGAUGAAAUCAAGCAAAGUGAAGAAAUAGACAAGGAAGAAGAAAAUAAUGUACUUGUUGGAAACAACAGAAAAUCUCAAAAUGAUGACUAUCCAACAGAAAAAUUUAAAAAUAACGAUCUGAAUUUGAAUGCCAACGUUAGUGACGAAAGUACUGAACAGUCAAAUGAUGACCACAACAAAGAGUCUUUUAUUUCGAAAACUAUAAUUCCUGACGUAGACGUUGAUCUAAAUACUUUUGAUGCUGGAUUGAAUGAUUCUUUACAUAAAAAUAAUUCUAAACUAAGAAACAUCCAUGAUGACGAAGUCAAACCAGUCAAGGAACUCAAUGAAGACAGUAGUGCUGAAUCGAAUGAAGAAAAUUAUAAAUAUGUACAAACACUACCUGAUAAAAAUGUCAACAGUACAAAAAUUUAUUCACCACAGUUAGAUACCAAUGAACAAACAUCACCCAAGCCUCAAAAUGACGAAUUUGAUGAAAACUUGAACAUCAAAUUCAGUGACAUAUCGUUAAAAUUACCUGAAAUUAUACUACCUGAUGAUAUUUUAUCUUAUAAUUAUGAGAAACCAGUUUCUUCAAAACAAAAAACAAGUAAUUCGCACAAUGAUGAGUCUAGAGAAGAUGAGUUGAAGACAGAGAAAACUCCCUAUGAACAUGACGACGAAAAUUACACGUCCUUUAGUAAAAGUUACAAAACAAACGAUAAACAAAGUUCCGGCGAAAAAGAUGAAGAUUAUGAAGAUGAAGAUUUGUAUGAAAAAUUUGUUCGGGAAAGAUUUGGAAAGCGAACAUUAAAGGAGGCGAAAAAUUCUAAGUAUAUAAAGCCUAAUAAAGAGUUAUUUAACACUAUACACAAUGUACUAAAAAAGACUGAAAAAAUACAACAGGAAGCAGAAAAGAGCGGUGACCCUAACGCUAGCUACGCUUGGACGUUAGAAUACGGUGAAAGUUUAUAA